AGGAAAAUGGAUCACUGGUAGUUGCGUCUAUGUACAAGGAUCUCCAUGACCUACUUGUGACAGAUCAAGCCGUCAGGAAUGAAACAGGCAACCAAAGGUAUAUUAACUCCAGGAUAAUGGCCGUAACUAUGGACCCCAAGGCAAAGAAAUUGGGAGAAAAUGUCAUCCUAAAGUUCAAAAACCUAAAGGUCUUGGCAGCAGAGAAGCGCUGUAUGUUUUGGAGUGGCCUCAGAAAAAGCUUUUCAGAGGAAGGAUGCCAUGUAGUUACAUCGGAAAGCAACUCAGAAGAAACAGUUUGCAGCUGUAAUCAUUUGACGCAUUUUGCCGUCUUAAUGGACUAUGACGGUAGCAAAAAGCUCGCCGAGGAGGACGAAACAAUUCUGAAAAUUAUCACCUACGCGGGACUGAGCCUUUCCAUCUUCGGAAUACUUUUAACAUUAAUACUUUAUUCUUGCCUCACAGAUGUUUGUCAACCUCUCUCUCAAAUUCGACUGAGUGUUUCUGUGUCCCUUGGAGCUGGACAGAUCAUCUUCCUCGCCGGAAUAAACGCCACAGAAAACAAAGCUGCCUGUGUUACAAUAGCAGCUCUGAUGCAGUAUUUCUUGAUGGCCGCUUUCUGUUGGAUGCUGAUCGAGGGAAUAUAUCUCUACUUCAUCGUUGUGAAAGUUUACAACAUUAACACCAAGAUGUUCAUGUACCACGUCAUCUCAUGGGGUCUUCCAAUGAUCAUGGUGGCCAUUUCACUUGGCAUCGCUGCUAGGAAAGAGGGGUUACAAAGCUAUACGAGUGAUAAAUAUUGCUGGCUUUCCUCGACUAAUAACCUGACCUGGAUAUUCGUCGCCUUUGUGGCUUUCAUUGAAAUUCUCAACGUCUCGAUACUCGUACGAGUCAUAAAGGAGAUGACCAAUCUGGUGCAGCCAACAGCGAAAGACAACCAUUUUCAGCAAAUACGAAUUGGUAUCAAAGCAUGCGUUGUGAUGAUUCCCCUGCUGGGUUUCACAUGGCUAUUCGGUCUCCUCUCGCCUCUACAUAAGGCUUUCGCCUACAUCUUCACCAUACUUAACUCUACUCAGGGUUUCCUGAUUUUCGCUCUACACUGUAUGCGAAACACACAGAUCAGAGAGCGAUUCAAAAGAAAGAUGAACAUCGUUUUUCCAUCCUCUAUAAAAAACAACUCCGCAAGGAAGAGCUCACGUGUCAAUCCAAGUGAGGUUGGGGAUGCAUGGGCAGUCGAAUUGCAGUAUUGUGCUGAAUUUGAAUCGAAAUCGCACUUAACUUAAAUAACUGGAUCCAGCCAAUCGGAAAUGACAGUCAAUUACUUAGUACAAUCACUCAUUUAAAAGUGAUUAGUCGCUUGCAAUCGGUCUGAGUUACAAUUUGCAGGUUAAAAAAGGUCGUUCUAACCAUCAUUGUUUAAGCAUUCAACUAGUUGUAAUUGUGACUAUAAUAACUAUUAUAACUAUUAUAAUUAUUAUAAAUAAAUAAACCAAGCUAUAAAUUAAAAUUUUUAAUGGCUCGGUAUGUUGAUGACAUGCCUUUCGAAUAAGACCACAGUCUGCGACAUACGAGGCGGAAAUUUAUGCCAGGAAAUCACGACUCGUCUUUCUUUAAAAAGCACUCUAGG
Molecule: messenger RNA, 1624 nt
Organism: Pocillopora verrucosa
Lineage: Eukaryota; Metazoa; Cnidaria; Anthozoa; Scleractinia; Pocilloporidae
Source: RefSeq, a predicted model, not a curated record